AUGGCAGAAUCGACAUCUCCAUCUAUAUCCCGAGCUCCACAUAGACUUGAAUAUGCAUCAAGUAUUAGUACAACAUUAACAUCACCAGCAGAUAUAUCAACAUAUCAUUCAAGUUUUGAUUUUAUAAGCGAACCGCGUGAUUGUGAUACAUUAAUAACUAUGAAUCAAGAUGCUGACCGCACACAUCAUAGUAUAUUAGAACGAAAUUUUCGUCAAUUAGAUAUCAAUACUAAUUCAAAUCCAAUGAAAAGAAAGCCAAAGAAGCUAGAUCGAACUGAAUCUAUAUCAUUACCAACAACACCUACGGAAGAACUUUGUUCAUCCUACGAACACAAAUAUAAUCAAUUAUUAUCGCUAAAAACUAAAAUCAAUAGUGACGAUGAACAAGCAUAUUUUUUUAGUUCUUCAACCGAUUAUAUGACUGCUAUGCCUGAACACGACCCUCAACAACUAAUAACAGAUGAACCAAUAUUAAAUUCAACAAGUGUUCCACAAUCAACUGAUUCUCCAUUAUUAACUAAUUUAACGGAAACAAAUAUUUCUAUUACAUAUGGCAUCGAUUGGAGUGAACGUGCAUGUCCAACAUCUCAUUGUUGGUUUCCGUAUAAAUUAAAUGAUCUUUCAUCAUCUCAGCCGUGUUCACUUGUUUCCUGUAAAGAUUCGAAAUCAAAUAAUCUAUCAGAAUUUGUUCAAUGUGAAUCAUGUUUACUUAUUGUACAUACACAUCAUCUUAUUGAUUCACCAAUGAUAAUAUCAAAUAUAAUUCCAGCAUGUCGACCAUCAUUUUCUGAAAGUAUCACUGCUAAUGAAAUGAUUAAUCAAAAUAAGUUCGAUCGACAUUAUUGGUUACAUAUACCAGUACUUACAAAGCCUUGUGUUCUAUGUAAAAGAAAGUCAAUGUCAAGUUCAUUAUUUGGUAGUGGUCGACCUUCAACAAUGCCGUCAUUAGACGCAAUGACGAAAAGUCCAACAUAUAGAAGUCCUCUACCUGAUAGUUCAAGCCCAAAACUAUGUGGAGCAUCGAGUGGAUUUCAAUGUUUGUGGUGCUCACGUAGUUAUCAUCGACGGUGCUGGGAUCAAAUUACUAAACAAGAUGAAUAUAAUAAGUGUGAUUAUGGAAUAUUGAGAAAUAUAAUCGUACGGCCACAAUGGUUACGUCGUAUACCUGGUCCUGCGCCUCAUUUUCGUGCUCAAUAUCGUUUUCAUACUGCAAACGAUUCUACAACAUCCAUUGACAAUUAUACGCCAUUACUUCUAUUCAUCAAUAAACGUUCUGGUGGUCAAAGCGGUGAAAAAAUCUAUCGUAAAUUAUUACAUCUGCUUAAUCCGCGUCAAGUAUUUUUACUUGAAAAUGAUGCAACUAUACUCCAUGCAUUAGAAAUCUAUUCCUCAUUAUCAAAUAUUCGUAUAUGUGUUUUUGGUGGUGAUGGUACAGUUGGCUGGAUUCUUGGUUGCCUAGCUGAACUAUAUCCGCCAUUAAAUAAUCCACCUGUAAGUAUAUGUCCAUUAGGCACAGGAAAUGAUUUAUCAAGAAUAUUACUAUGGGGUGAACAAUACGAUCCAAAACGUUUAUUAUCAAUAUUAACUCAAAUACCCCGUGCACAAUCUAUAGCACUCGAUCGUUGGCAAGUUUCAAUCGAACAAGUGAACAUAGCAAGUCAAGAUGAUUUAUUAGCUAGUCGAUCAUUUCUAUCUUUAAUAAAUCACCCAAAAUUUGUUCGUGAUAGAAAUCGUGCUUCAUAUCAAAAUAAUCGAACAUUACCAAAUACACGAUUCAUUAAUUAUAUGAGUUUUGGUCUAGAUGCAGCUAUAGCAUUAGAAUUUCAUGAUAGACGUAAACGUGAUCCAAAUAAGUUUUCAUCGCCAUUAAAAAAUAAAUUAAUGUAUUUAAAUGAAAGUCGAAAAUAUUUAAAUGAUUUUGCACGUUCAAAACUGUGGAAUUUAAGUUCAUAUAUACGUUUGGUAUGUGAUGGAGACGAUUUAACAGAUUCCAUACGCAAUUGUCAUACAUUACUUGUGUUAAAUAUUCCUGGUUACGCAUCAGGCACUAAUCCAUGGGGUAAAACGUCAAAUAAUGCGUCAACAUCUUCUCAGACAAUUAUUAUACAAAAAGAUUAUGAUUCAUAUCAAGAAAUUUCAACGAGUUCAAUUGAAAUUAUUGAUUUACCAGCAAAUACACAUGAAGUCUAUGAGCUUGUCACAUUAAAUGAUUGUCCAAGCGAUCAAAUCAAUUUACCAACAAUCACAACAGUACCAAAUUCCAAUGGGCGUUUCGAUCGGCAAGAUAUUGAUGACAAAAAAAUUGAAGUUGUUGGUUUAAGUACUACGCAUAUGGCUACAAUACAUAUGGGCUUUCGUGGCAUUCGUAUUGCACAAUGCAGUAAUUUACGCAUUGAAAUAUGUUGUCCAAUGACAGCUCAAAUGGAUGGUGAACCAUUUUAUUUACCAGAGUCAGUUGCUGUGAAUAUUACACAUGCAGGUCAAGUAUUAGUUUUGAAGAAUGAAAGCAGAUAA
This is a messenger RNA of Rotaria socialis, 2514 nucleotides long. The record is from the annotation of a GenBank genome assembly. Lineage: Eukaryota; Metazoa; Rotifera; Eurotatoria; Philodinida; Philodinidae.